UCUUUUAUCUGAAAUAUUCCGGGACAUAACAUCGUUUAGCAAAUGGUGGAUUGCGGCACAUUCCAGUCAAGACAAUUAGUUUAACAGAAAGUAUUAUUUUAUUUAAAACAAAUCAAUUAUACAAUAAUCUGUUAUUACGUUUGAUUAAACGUAAUAAAAAAAAUAAAUUGAAUUUAGAGACUUCGAUAAGGGUUUAAUAAGUUUUAAAUAAAAGUUAUAAAUAGUUACUAAGCAAUGUUCACAAGAAGCAGAGGAACCGGAGGCCCAAAUCAAAAUCAAAACCAAAAUAAAACAAAUUACGGUGCAGGCCGUGGAUCGAUGCUGAAUCCUUCUUAUGGUGCUCAAAACAAUUCCUACCUUCAACAGGGUAACUAUCAACAAAAUAACACACAGAAGCCACCCGGGAACUCGAUGAACCAGGCAUUUAAAGGGACUGCUCAGCAACAACAUCCACGACAGCAGCAACAACAGCAGCAGCAGCAACAACAACAGCAGCAGCAGCAACAACAACACCAGCAGUCGCAGCAGCAAAUCCUACAGCAGCAGCAGCAGAAUAUUAUUCAAGCACAAAGUCAAGCUAAUCAGCAACAAGCUCAGCCACAACGUUUGAAGCCUAUUCUUAAACAAACUCCUGCAGCUCCUCCGGCUCAAGCUCCGCAAACUCCAGCAGUUCAACAACAACCUGCUGCAACUGUGCCGGCAGUUGAAGCCAAUGACACCAAGGAUGAAACAAUGUCUCAAGUAUCUGCUGACCAGCCUAAAUGGAAGCGUAUUAAAGUUCCUGGUGGUAAGUUGGUUAAAGUAAACAGGAAGCUUAAGCGCUUACGUAUGAAUCAGCGUUUAAGAAAGACUUUAAUGCCCAAGAAUGCAAUAAUGGUUUUGAAUGAAAUGAAAGCUGGUGUUAAAUUUCAUCUUGUAGAAAAUCAAGCCGUCCCCAACGCAAUGUUCCUUGUUCAUGCUGAGCUUGAAGGCAAAACUUAUAUCGGACAAGGUCUCUCCAAGCCAUUGGCUCGUCAAAAUGCUGCUGAAAAUGCUCUUAAGAGUUUACUUCUUGAAAAAAUGAAUGCAGCAGCUAAAAAAAUUAAAUUUGAAGACGUUAUCGAUGGAAGCCAGCCUCCUAGUCAAGGAACUCAAGACAGCACUCAAAUUGCUGAUGAUGUUUCUGAAACUGGUACGAUUCCGAUGGAAGUAAGCGGAAAUGAAGAAUCUGAUGACAUACCAUGGAGUUCAUUGGCAAGUUUCGCUUUGUACAAACUGUUUGUUGAAUGGCAAAAUCAAGGCUCUGUGGUACCAAUUCCCAGACCCGGGUUACAACAACCGGUUAAAGCUAAAUCCGAACCGAAACCACCGACAGAGAAAAAACUUCCGGCUAAUGCUGAAACAAUUCAUCCGGUGAUGCUGCUCAAUCAAAUGAAACCAGGAAUUGUUUAUACUGAAGUUAGUCGUCGCGGCAAUCCUCCUAAUACAUAUUUCACUUUGGCCGUUGAAAUUGAUGGAAAACCUUUUACUGGUGAAGCUAAAAAUAAAAAAGACGCUAAGAAAGCUGCAGCAAAGGCGGCACUGAAAGGACUCUUUGGACUAGAGUAUCCUGCGGAAGCUGAUGAAUCAAACCAGAUGCAAGUUCAAGAAAUUACUCAAUAAGUUGAUAUAAUCCAUAUCAAUUCAUAAACAUUAUAAUAAAAAAAAUAUUUAUUACGUCAAGUAGGAGACGUAUUCUUAUUGACUCACUAUCAUGUUUUUUUGCUGACUAUAUAAAAUUUUGACUAUUCUUUUUAUAGAUUAAGAACUCAUGUAUGUCUUAUGUUCGUUUGCAUUAUAUAAAUUACUGUAGUUUAUUGUUUUUUUUUUCAACAUUAAGUAUUAUAAAAAUUAUGUUUAUUACUUGGACCUUAUACAAUAUUCAGUUGGUAUUGAAAUA
Molecule: messenger RNA, 1918 nt
Organism: Microplitis demolitor
Lineage: Eukaryota; Metazoa; Arthropoda; Insecta; Hymenoptera; Braconidae
Exons: 6
Coding region: 235-1641 (468 amino acids)
Biological process (GO): RNA processing; adenosine to inosine editing
Cellular component (GO): nucleolus; cytoplasm
Molecular function (GO): double-stranded RNA adenosine deaminase activity; tRNA-specific adenosine deaminase activity; double-stranded RNA binding
Source: RefSeq, a predicted model, not a curated record